Megalops cyprinoides (Indo-Pacific tarpon) is the source of this 855-nucleotide messenger RNA. RefSeq lists its product as uncharacterized. Gene Ontology annotation, biological process: positive regulation of GTPase activity. Lineage: Eukaryota; Metazoa; Chordata; Actinopteri; Elopiformes; Megalopidae. The transcript is spliced from 5 exons. Gene Ontology annotation, cellular component: cytosol. The record is from RefSeq and is a predicted model, not a curated record. The coding region runs from base 1 to 855 and encodes 284 amino acids. Gene Ontology annotation, molecular function: protein binding; guanyl-nucleotide exchange factor activity.
AUGGAGAGUCCGGCGGUGACGGCCAUGGAGUCUUUCAGCGAGGCUUUGGACGCCAUCAGCGUGAGCACAGAGCUCAUUGAGGAGGAGCUGCGACCCCAUCUGGACACAGUGCUGGCCGUCCUGCAGGAGACGAAGAGAGGCGUAGCCCAGCAGGUGGCAGACAGUGGGAUUCUGCCCACACUGGCUCAGAUUCUGGAGAGGAGGAGCGCCCUGAACAUGCAGACCACCCUGCUGGUGGCUGAGCUGGCCAGAGACGCCUCAGUGAGGGAGCGCUGUAUGGAGGCUGGCCUGGGAUUCGCUCUGAUGUCCCUGCUCAGCAGCACCGACCAGGACCUGCUCCUCUACACAGGCCGAGCCAUCAGCCGGAUUUGCUACGACAACAACCUCCUGCAAGACCAGCUGGUUCAGAGUGGAAUCAUACCGCACCUGGUGGCCAUCAUAGAGAAGUACCCCGCAAAUGCCCCCCUGGUCAGCGUGUGCCUGCUGGCCCUUUGCAACCUGGCUGACAUGGGCGAGGAGGACAGCUCGGCUGUGGCGUGGGAGCGGGUGGGCCCGUGCGGCGAGGGGGAGAAGGUGUACCGGGGCACCCGAAAGCACUCUUUCGGGUUGUCCUCCACAGCGACCAUGGUGAGGCUGCAGCGGUGGUCGGACGGCCAGCACUCGGUCACCGUGGAGGUUCUGCACCGCUGCUCCAGGGCUCUGUGGGUCACCCACGUCGGACUGAGAGCCGCCAGGCGCUUCCCUCCCGCCCCCCUCAGCGUCUGCCCCAAAUUCUACCGGGCUGUCAAGUACGGAGUCCGAAACCUCCCCAAAGCCAAAAGCCUGAAGUCCACGGUCUUUCACACCUUCUUGUGA